This is a messenger RNA of Ananas comosus (pineapple), 2007 nucleotides long. Its product is annotated as actin-related protein 3-like. The transcript is spliced from 10 exons. Gene Ontology annotation, cellular component: Arp2/3 protein complex; actin cortical patch. Gene Ontology annotation, molecular function: actin filament binding. Gene Ontology annotation, biological process: Arp2/3 complex-mediated actin nucleation. Lineage: Eukaryota; Viridiplantae; Streptophyta; Magnoliopsida; Poales; Bromeliaceae. The record is from RefSeq and is a predicted model, not a curated record. Bases 371 to 1654 code for a protein of 427 amino acids.
CCCAUUUGCCUUCGCUCUUCCCGCUUCCCGGUUUCACGUUUGUUGUUUAUAAUUUCUCAUUUCAUAUUUUAUUAAAAUUUUAGGAUUCUCUAUUGAGAGGGGGGAGAGAGGCUUGUUUAAGAGCGCGAACGUGGAACUAGUAGAUAAAGUAGUCGCAUCCUGUUGGGUUAGAUAAUUAAUUGGUAAUUAAUAAUCGAGGUGAGGUUAGGAAGGGAGCAUCGGGAGCAUCGAAGAAUCAAAAUGAUCUGCAGCAGCGGCGGCGAGUUGACUCGUAUACGAUGAACAAUAACUCCCUCUUGCAUCUCGGCGACGGUUGCGGCGGCGGCGGCGGCGGCGGCGGCGGAUCCUAAUCCAACCUCAGUCCUCUCUAAUGGACCCGACGGCUCGGCCGGCCGUCGUCAUCGACAACGGAACCGGGUACACCAAACUGGGAUUUUCUGGUAACUCAGAGCCAUCUUUCGUCAUUCCGACCGUUGUAGCUGUCAAUGAAUCAUUCCUAAAUCAGUCAGAUAUCUGUCGCAAUGAGAAUUGGGCAGCACAGUAUAAUGCAGGCAUAAUGGCGGAUCUUGAUUUCUUCAUUGGGGAGGAAGCUCUUUCUCAGUUCCGGUCUAGUGGCCUAUAUAAUCUACAUCAUCCUAUUAAUCAUGGUCUGGUUGACAAUUGGGAUACUAUGGAAAAAUUUUGGCAGCAUGGUAUUUUCAAUUACUUACGUUGUGAUCCUGAAGAACAUUACUUUCUUCUAACUGAUAGUCCUGUUAGUUCACCUGAAAGCCGUGAAUAUACCGGAGAAAUUAUGUUCGAGACAUUUAAUGUCCCAGGGCUCUACAUUGCCGUCCAAUCUGUCCUUGCUCUAUCUGCUGGAUAUUCAGUUCCUAAGUCUGAUAUGACAGGGGUCGUAAUCGAUAUCGGAGAUGGUUUCCCUCAUGUUGUGCCUGUCGUGAAUGGCUAUGUAAUUGGAAGCAGCAUAAAACCUUUUCCCGUCGCAGGCAAUGAUGUAACUCAAUUUGUUUUGCAACUUUUACAGGAAAGGGGGGAACUUAUACCGCCAGACGAAUCAUUAGAAAUAGCUCGUAAGGUGAAAGAAACGUAUUGCUACACUUGUACAGACAUUGUCAAGGAGUACAAUAAGCAUGACAGGAAACCUGAAAAGUACAUAAAGCAAUGGUCUGGCAUUAAACCAAAGACUCGGGUGCCAUACUCAGUUGAUGUUGGAUAUGAAAGGUUUCUUGGUCCUGAGAUCUUCUUUCAUCCUGAGAUUUUCUGUAGUGAUUUUUCUACUCCUUUGCCUGAUGUGAUUGACAUGUGUGUUCAGUCAUCACCAAUAGACACGAGAAGGGCUCUGUAUAAGAAUAUAGUCUUAUCUGGAGGAUCAACCAUGUUUAAGGACUUCCAUAAAAGAUUGCAGAAGGAUGUAAAGAAGAUAGUGGACGAUCGCAUCGCUGCAUCGAGUGCCCGACUUGGUUUGGAUGUAAAACCUCAACCCGUUGAAGUUAACGUUGUCACCCAUCCUAUACAGCGAUAUGCCGUUUGGUUUGGAGGUUCUGUAGUUGCAUCUAUGCCAGAAUUUUACCAGGCAUGCCACACGAAAGAAGAUUACGAGGAGUAUGGAGCCAGCAUAUGCCGCACAAGUCCUAUCUUCAAAGGGAUGUACUGACGCUUAGAACAAUGUUCCUUUAGUCAACUAUACGAUUUUAGCUCAUCUUUUGUGGUUGAAUAUAGCAAUUCUUUGAUCUCCAUUUAAAUUUUUUUCAGCUGCCUCGCAGUUAGGUAGUUAACGCCUUUAGUUCUUCGAUUUGUAAAUCAUACGUUGUACAAAGGCUUGGUUGUAGCGAAUCUCAUGUCAAAGGAAGUGUAUCUUUGAUGCUCUAGGAUAGUGGAAUACCAGUGAUUCAUUUUUGUUUUCUUCAGUUACUAGAAACCAGUUAUUUCAAUGGUUCCCAAUAGAUGUCAUUUAUUUUUCAAUGUUGCACUUGUCUUUGAGUAGUAUUAUAGAUUUUUGAAUUGGUA